AUGGAUCUGUAUGAAAACACGCCUAUUUGUUUUCAGGAUAAAGAUGUAAAAGCAAUGAUCGAGCUGUUGAGACCGAUGCAUGAAAUGUUGGAACGUGGUGCAACCACUCUGAAGGAGCAAUCUUUCAAACAAUUGUACGAAAAUGAACUGAAAGAAGCGUGGAAUUCGUGUCUGUGCUAUAUGCGCACAAAGAACAUCAAAGAAAUUAGCCAGGCCUGGGAUCUGUACUAUGUGGUAUUUCGGAAAAUCUCGGUCAGUAUCCGGCAAGUCGCACCACUCGAUUUGAAUUAUGUCUCACCCAGGUUGGUGCAAGCACGAGAUUUGGAACUCACUGUGCCUGGGGCAUAUGAUCCGUUUGGACCACUAGUUACAAUAUCAUCGUUCAAUCAUACGCUGCAAGUAAUAAGUUCAAAGCAGCGCCCAAGGAAAGUAAUUAUAAGAGGUAUCAUAAAUUUGAAAUUGUUUUCUUAUGAAAUUGAUUACUCCUCUUUCAAGCACAAUUCUGUUGUAUGGAAGUGAAA
This is a messenger RNA of Gongylonema pulchrum, 521 nucleotides long. NCBI's taxonomy places the organism in Eukaryota, Metazoa, Nematoda, Chromadorea, Rhabditida, Gongylonematidae. The record is from the annotation of a GenBank genome assembly.